AUGGCCUCUGCCGGGGGCUUGACUCGCCGAAGAGGUGGUGGCGGUCGAGUCGCUGGCGAAGACAACGACGACAGCAGAGUCUCCUCCCCCGUGUCUCGAAAUGGUUCCGCGCUCGAUAAUCGAGGACCUGAAACGUCGUUUACAAGUGGAGAAAAUGGCCAUAAGAUCGCGUUCGACCCUCGGGACCUCAGCGAGAGCCAGGAACGGAGCAAGCAGCCCAAGCUGACUCUGAUGGAGGAUGUACUACUGCUUGGAUUGAAGGACAAACAGGGUUAUCUAUCUUUCUGGAACGAAAACAUCUCUUAUGCCCUUCGAGGAUGCAUCGUCAUCGAGUUGGCGCUUCGUGGCCGAAUAAGCAUGCAAAAAGAUUCCUCCCGACGACGGUUCCCACUGGCCGAUCGCGUGAUUGAAGUCGUCGACGAUACAUUGACAGGGGAGGUCUUGCUGGACGAGGCGCUGAAAAUGAUGAAGUCGAGUGAGAAGAUGAGCGUUAACUCGUGGAUUGAUCUGAUGAGUGGCGAAACAUGGAACCUGAUGAAGAUUGGCUAUCAGCUCAAGCAAGUACGUGAACGUCUUGCCAAGGGUCUUGUCGACAAGGGCAUUCUUCGCACCGAGAAACGCAACUUCCUCCUCUUCGACAUGGCCACCCACCCCGUCGCUGAUGGGGGCGCGAAAGAUGACCUCCACCGCCGAGUGCGCAACGUCUGCAGCAAUCGCACCGUUAUCCUCCCUCCCAACACAUGGCUUCCCGAGGACGUUGAUUUCAGGUAUCUCCGGACAAUCACCAUGGUGUGCGCGGCAUAUGCGGCCAAUGUGUUGGAGAACGCUUUGGUCACUAUGAGCCACGAGGCUCGGGAGAGAGCCUUUGCGCAGGUUGACGAAUUGUUGGCAGAGUACUCUCAGUGGCCGUUUGCACGGAGGACCGGUGGCUCGCAAGCGAUUGGUGCCAACCUGGCGCAGGCCGUCAACGACGAGGUCAACAAGGCCGGCGAUAGAGAACUUCAGAUGGAGAUCGUUGCAGCAUGUUUGAGCGUAUUCACCAGACUUGAUUCCUUACUUUAG
This is a messenger RNA of Aspergillus wentii DTO 134E9, 1062 nucleotides long. Its product is annotated as GOLPH3/VPS74 family protein. Gene Ontology annotation, biological process: Golgi vesicle budding; Golgi to plasma membrane protein transport; Golgi organization. Gene Ontology annotation, molecular function: phosphatidylinositol-4-phosphate binding. Gene Ontology annotation, cellular component: trans-Golgi network; cytosol; Golgi cisterna. The record is from RefSeq and is a predicted model, not a curated record. The transcript has 4 exons. The coding region runs from base 1 to 1062 and encodes 353 amino acids. NCBI's taxonomy places the organism in Eukaryota, Fungi, Ascomycota, Eurotiomycetes, Eurotiales, Aspergillaceae.